AUCACGAGUACAAGUACUGCGGCAAUAUUUUGUCUGAAUUGGAAGCGUCAAAAAUGGCAAAGACUCUGAUAUUAGCGGUUAUUUUGGUAACAUUCCUAACGGAGUAUUCUCUCUGUAGAAAAGAAACGCAAUAUAGACGUGGACCAGACAAGCGGCAGUACAUUGCCCGAAACAGCGCCUCUGCUCCAUACAACGUACCUCUUACUGGAGUCAAAAAUCAAAUGUGGAGAUCCCAUUCUAUUAACAACAGUUCCAUUAUGAUGGAAAACCAGGGAAAAGCUGAGGAAAGGAAAAGUGACACUCUGGAAGGUAAAAUGAAAGAGUCCUCGAGUCUUGUCGUCCAGAAUGACAAGAGUUUGAAGGCAGCCGAGGCAAGACUACCACCAGAAAAGAGAAUAAAUAAUCUUCUUGGAAAAGUCAUUCAGAAACCUCUUGCGAUUCCCGAUGCUAAGCCUGUCGACCGUGAUGAUGUGAUUGCAUCCAAAAGAAAUCCAGCUGCAGUAGCAGGUUUAUUAACAAAAAUAGCGGGAAACGAACAAGUCCAACAAGCUGUGAUCGAUAAGGGAAUCGAAGUGGCGGGAAAACUGGUUGACAAACAGCUGCAAAUUAUUGAAGAAGCCCAACAGAAAGCUUCGGAUUUUCUUAAGAAAGGAAUCAAACUAGAUGUUACUCCAGAAAAGGCAUGGGCGACGGAAGAUAUGUUUAUUCCACCGGGUUAUCACAUCCAAGCAGAAGUUGAAGGCCAAGGCAAACCUGACGAGUCUAAUGACCCACAGCCUUACACCUACCCAGCAGGCAUGGGGAACAUGAUCAUGAAUGGUUGCUGGGGGACUGGCUACAAGAAAGGGGACCCUUGUUUUGAUGCUCUGGAGGCAUCUGAGCAAUGCAGGGACAUGAUUGAUGGUGCUGCAUUCAUUGGUGUUGGUUUUGAUGGUCGUGGUCAAUACAGCCCUGAGUCCAGGAAGAUGAGUAUCAUCCAGAGAAGCUGUGCUGGUAAAGCCUCUUAUGACAAUCUUCAAGUGCCAGACACGAUGAACGUUCAUGGGAUCUACGAUACAACAGCAAGUAUGACCGUAUUUACGUCAAGAUCUGAGUAUCAAAAGUAUUUACAAUUAGAAGCAGGAGUGUCGGGGUCCGUUUUUGGAUUCUACGCUGGCGUCAAGAGUGCGUGGGGAAGCUCCGAAAGCGGCGCAAAACAAACCAAUCUUGCCAUCUUUGAUAUCGAUGUGGACAGAUAUGAGAUCUUUCAAGACGAAGUGAAGCCAAAAGAUUUGAGUAGGAAUUUCCUUAGAGAGUUUGUCGAUCUUCCCACUUCAUAUUUUGCUCCUGGUGCUCCAGCUAAAUUCCAGAACUUCAUCCUUCGAUGGGGAACUCACUACAUCAAGUCUGCCAGGUUUGGUGGUCAGCUGGAACUACGAAAAACACAACUGGCAAGCAAAACCGCCAGCAAGGAAGAAUUUGCCGCAGAGAGCGAGGUUGAGUUCAAAAGUCUGUUUUGGAGUGCAGGAGCAAAAUCAAGCACCAAAUCUGGCAGCUCGUCCCAGUCACAACAGAGCUACAUGUCAACAUCUGUAGUUGUGCAAGGAGGAAGUCAGAAAAUAGCAGCGGUGAUUUCUGAUAUGUAUUCACCUACAUUCAAGACCCAGUUUACGGAAUGGCUAGAGAGCAUACCCACAUAUCCAAAGGCCUUCAAGUUCCUCAUGGGAUCUAUCACUGACCUGUUGGACUUCCGUGCUAGCGAUUUGUUUCCGGAUGAAAAGGUCAACUGGGGAUGUGAAGUUCAUCAAGACAGCUUAAAGCAAGACAAAGAAACACAAAAGUUCUACUACAUGGCCGACAAUAAGAGAGUGUAUUGUGAGUUUGGGAGUAGAGACGAUCUGAAAAGCAAACUGAAACUCAAACGUAUGAGCCUGAAGAGAGCAAUUGAAGUUUACUUGGAAGAGGGCGCAAUGUCCAUAUCAGAUGUCAGUCUUCCAGCUGGUGAACCUGGAUGUGAAAGUCAGGAAUCUCCUACGAAUGUCAAAAAACCCUCCUGGUCGGAGAUGACAACUGGAACUAGCCCAGCUACCUUCCGCGUAACUUUCGACCUUCUUGAAGAUUUGAAGGGAGCACCUAAUGGGGGUAUAGAUAUCCAAAAGUCAAUGUCAAGACUUGUUCGAUACCGAGAAAACAAGUGGGUCACUGCCAACGAACGAGGACAAUUCCAUUGGUACGGUGGUUUUAGUAACGGUGGAAGCGCUGAUCUUGGCAAUGAGAAAAUUUCCAUAUUUGGCCUUGUCCUGAAGUAUGACGAAAGCGAUGGUAGCCUUGUUCUAUACAAAGCAGAUUAUUCAGAUUCUAAGAAUUACUUUCCAGCUUUAAGUGAACUUUUAGUAAAUAAGAAGCUUGCGCAAGUCGAAUGGACAGAGAAGAAACUUCUAUCAGGCAACGCUAAUAAGAAAAGUAAAACCCAAGUAGGAUCUUCUUUGCCACCUUCACUUUGUAACGUCCAGUGGUCCAACGGGCUCAGAUUUGACCCAGGUGACAAAGAUGGCAAAUGUCUUCAUUUCACAGCUUCUACCAAAGGUACUCUGUAUGUAGUUUUCUCGGCGGUACCUAGUGACAAAGACACUUGGUACUACGUUGAGUUAUCACCAUAUAGAGUCGGCAUUUACAAGGGAAACACACUGAAGGUAUCAACAGUCAAUAAAAAUGCCGUAGCCCUUGGAGACCCCAUUUUGUUUCAGUCCUACUUUGUCUGCAUUACGGAAACAACGACUAGUAGAGGUACACUCAUCGAGUAUGGCAAGUCUAUGGGAACAACAGAAACCGGAAACGUCUACUUAUCAAUGAAUGAAUACCAUGAUGUGCUUCACGUUCGCUUUUAUUCAUUUGGUAAUAACAAAGAGCCUGCGCAAGUGGUGGAUUCUCAUGUCUUUUCACGUGCCAAAACUAAAACAACAUGCAAAGGAGACACUCAAGCUGAUGGUGACAAUUGCGUACAGAAGUGUCACGAAACCUGCGACCCAAUAGCAGGAUGCAAAUAUAGCUCACAAGGAGAACCAAAAGCGACUGAAUGUAACGAGUGUCGUUAUGCUAAAUCAGAAGAUGGUACCCGCUGUCUCAAAGAAUGUCCUACUGGAGAGAAACCAGAUAAAAAGAAACAGUGCAAAAAGUGGUACAAUCACGAACGGAACCCACAGUAG
This is a messenger RNA of Actinia tenebrosa (Australian red waratah sea anemone), 3185 nucleotides long. RefSeq lists its product as uncharacterized. The record is from RefSeq and is a predicted model, not a curated record. NCBI's taxonomy places the organism in Eukaryota, Metazoa, Cnidaria, Anthozoa, Actiniaria, Actiniidae.